Molecule: messenger RNA, 1911 nt
Organism: Cotesia congregata
Lineage: Eukaryota; Metazoa; Arthropoda; Insecta; Hymenoptera; Braconidae
Source: the annotation of a GenBank genome assembly
AUGUACAAUUAUUAUAUAAAGGUUAUUGUAAAUAUUUUAUUAGUUCAUUUUAUUAUUGUGGAAUACGUAAAUACAACAGCCAUUAACAAAAAUGAUCCAUAUGAUAGUUAUAUAAGUGAAGAUGGGUUAUACGACUCUAAUGAUAAUGUUAUCAUUUUAAAUGUGACUACGUUGAAAAAUUCAAUUUAUGAGAGCAAAAAAGCUUGGGUGGUAGAAUUUUAUAAUAGUUGGUGUGGUCAUUGUCGAAGAUUUGCUCCGUUAUGGAAAUCUCUGGCUAGUAAAAUUGUUGGAUGGAAAGAUAUAAUUGAAAUUGCAGCUAUAAAUUGUGCCAAUGAUGAUAAUAAUCCAAUUUGUAGAGAAUUCAAAGUUAUGUAUUAUCCAGCUAUACGAUAUUUUUCUCCAAACACCAAACAUGACUCAAUUGGUGAUGAUGUAGAAAAAGGUGAAACCGAAGAGACAAUGCGUCAUAAUUGUCUUAAACAUUUACAAAAAGACCAAAUUGAUGGAUUAGGUCUUUCAUGGCCAAAUAUUACACCAUAUAGGAAUUCUGAGCUACAAGAUAUAUGGACAGGAGUUUCUAAGACGAUUCAAUAUAAAUUUUAUUUAUUUGAAGAGAACAAUUCAUUUUUAGGAACUGAGAUCAUAUUAGACUUGCAUAAUAUUACGAGUAUCCAAAUACGCCGAAUAACGUCAGAUAAUCAAUGGCUUUGUUUGAUGUUUAAAGUAACUAAUUUUCCAGCUCUGAUUGUUUACGACCGCCAGUCUACAAAAAAUUCGUUAAAAAUAUCAGUUCCUACAAGAACUGGUGUAUCAAAUGUAAUCAAAGACUUUUUAAAAUCUAAAGGAUUAAUAAUAGAUCUUAAGCCGAUUAAUAGUACACAAAUACAAACUAAAAACGAAAUUCAAAAAACUAAUCAAACACAUGGUUCAAUCAAGUUGAAUGGAGAUUAUCUUUAUCGAUCGGAUUUAGAAUCUGCAUUACGUUAUUCUUUAGAACAAGAAAUCUCAUUAGUUCCAACAAUCGAAAAUGGAAAAAUGGAGUCAUUGAAAGAAUUUUUAAGAGUUUUGGCUCUUUAUUUUCCUUUUAAACAUGAUAAUUCUGGGUAUUUAUCACAAAUACGAGAUAUUAUUGAAAACAAAACAACGAUCGAUGGCAAAGACUUUAGAGAAUUAAUAAAAUCAACAGAAAAAAAAUUAUCGCAAGUUUACAAAUCUAAACAACAGUGGAUUGGCUGUAAAGGUAGUACCUCUACACUACGCGGAUAUCCUUGUGGUCUUUGGCUCCUGUGGCAUACACUUACCGUUAAUUAUGCUAUAGACACUGAAAAAAGUACUUCGGUUGAUAAGCCCCAAUGGAUAUUGUCAACAAUGCUUGGUUACAUAAAAAACUUUUUUGGCUGUUCUGAUUGCGCUGAUCAUUUUACGAGUAUGGCACAAGAAUAUAAAUUAUUUGAUGUUAAGACUCCAAAUGAAGCUGUUUUGUGGCUUUGGAAAGCACAUAAUAAAGUAAAUUCAAGACUUGCUGGUGAUUUUACGGAAGACCCAGAAUUUCCAAAAAUCCAGUAUCCUUCAAAAGAAAAUUGUCAUGAAUGUAAAAAUGAAGAUGGUUCGUGGAAUGAAGUCAAAGUUUUACAAUAUUUAAAACGAAAAUAUUCAUAUUCCAGUAUUCAAUAUAAUAAUUCAGAUGUUUUACAAUUACCAUUACGUCUUGAUGGGAAUGAGUUCCUCCAUGACAAAAACGUAACUGAUCAACAAAAAAUUGGGUGGGAUUUUACAGUUUUUGAUAUCAGUAUUUGUGUUAUUGUUUACGUUAUUUCGGCGACAAUGCUUGUGCUCGUGUGUAUAAAGUUUGUUGUUAAGCGUUCUUCCAAGAAAAAAGCACAGAUACAAAAUUUAUUUGGACGAGUAUAA